CCCGCCUCCUCGGUCCAGGGGAAGUCAACUUUUGAAUGGCUGCAAGAGGAGGAGAUAAGAAAACUGAGUAGAGAAGAUGGCCAGGGUCAUGAGCACAAAAUUUCUGGGUAAAGUGAUCAAAUUGGGACAUCAACCAAAGAGAGGGGCCCUCAGCACGAUGUGAAGCCAGAUGCCAUUGAGAGGCAACAGGAAAAAUAUCCAGGAAUUAAAAUGGGUGAAUCCAUUUUGUUUGGGGAAAGCUUGAAAAACUCAGAUGCAAUCACAGCCAAGGAGGAGAUCAAGAAGAAUGAGGAACAAGUGUCAUUAAAUGAAUGUGAGACAGGCUCCCCCAGAGCUACAUAUAUUAGAACCAAUGCAGAAGGGAAACCACAUAAGUGUUCAGAUUGUGGGAAGUCCUUCAGUAUGAGCUCUCACCUUAUUAGUCAUCAGAGAACCCACACAGGGGAGAAGCCAUAUGGAUGCUUGGUGUGUGGAAAAAGCUUCUCCCAGAAAGGGCACCUUGCGGUUCACAAGAGGAUCCAUGUGGAAGAGAAACCAUACAAAUGCUCAGAUUGUGGGAAGUCCUUCUGUAAGAACGCUGACCUCGUCAGACACCACCGAAACCACACAGGGGAGAAGCCAUACAAAUGCUCGGAUUGUGGGAAGUCAUUCAGUAUGAACUCUGACUUUGUUAGACAUUACAGAACCCACAAGGGAGACAAAACGUAUGAAUGCUCGGACUGUGGGAAGAGCUGCGGAACAAAAAGCCACCUGGUUGCUCAUCUGAGAAUGCACACGGGAGAGAAACCAUUCACGUGUCUAGUCUGUGGGAAAAGCUUCUCUCAGAAAGGAAAUCUUGUUAUUCAUGAGAGACUCCACACAGAGGACAAGCCGUAUAAGUGCUCAGAGUGUGAAAAGUCCUUCUGUAAAAAUGCUGAUCUUAUUAGACAUCACCGAAACCAUACAGGGGAGAAACCGUAUAAAUGUUUGGAGUGUGGGCGAUCCUUCAGUAUGAAUUCUGACUUUAUCAGGCAUUACAGAACACACACGGGAGAGACUCAGUAUAAGUGUUCCGAGUGUGGAAAAAGCUUCAGUAAAAAGUGCAACUUGGUUACUCAUGUGAGAAGCCACACGGGUGAGAAGCCGUAUAAAUGCUUAACCUGUGGGAAAAGGUUCUCUUUAAAAGGAAACCUUGUUGCACAUGAGAAAACCCACACAAAAGAGAAGCCGUGUAAAUGUUUGGACUGUGGAAGGUCAUUCAGUGUGAACUCUAAACUCGUUGAACAUCAGCGACUUCACACACGAGAAAAACCGUAUGAAUGCUCAGACUGCGGCAAAAGCUUUCGCUGGAUCGGGAACUUCAUGUCGCAUAUACAGUUCCACUCGGGGGAGAAACCAUAUGAGUGUUCACUGUGUGGGAAAUCCUUCAUUAUUCAACAUGAUCUCGUUAGGCAUCAGAGGACCCAUACAGGGGAGAAGCCAUAUGGAUGCUCAGAUUGCGGGAAAACAUUCAGUCAGAAGGGAAGCCUUGUUGUACAUGAGAGAAUCCACACAGGGGAGAAACCAUACAGAUGUGCUGAUUGUGGGAAAUGUUUCAAUCUAAGCUCUUGCCUCAUUCGACAUCAGCAGACCCACACGAGAGAUAAACCCUAUAUGUGUGCCGAUUGUGGGAAAAGCUUUGGUGUAAGCUCUCGCCUUCUGCAACACCAGCAAAUCCACACUGGGGAGCAGCUGCAUAUGUGCGUGGAAUGUGGGCAGAGUUUUGUUCACAGAAAAGCACUUGCCAAGCACACCCAAACGCACACAGGAGAGAAACCACAGAUAUGCUAAGUGUGUGGUCAAAGUUUCAUUCAUCCUUCUGGUUUUAUUCAACAUAAGAGUAUCCAUGCAGAGGAAAACUCAUGAAAUCUCCCUAUUGUCAUAAACAUCCACUCGUCAACCUUUAUUGUGUGGGAACUGUAGAGGAGAUAACUCUAUGGGGGAUCUUACAUCAGAUAAUAGUCAUCUGAAGAGAGAACUUAUAAAUGAUUGUGGGAGACCAGGAGGGGCUUUUUUUUGCUCGUUGAGAAACAAGUAACUUUUCAGUGGUAGAUUGGAUGCUCCCACCCCUGACUUCCCACCACAAGGCUAAUGAAGAACCAUCUUGCCCUGAGAGGAGAAGGGAGAAGACAGAGCAUCCUGGGGAGUGUCUGUUACUUGGUUCAGGAAAGGCUGCAAUUUGGAGGUGUUGUUGGACUCCCAACUCCCAUCAUCCCCAGCCAGCAUGGCCAAUAGUCAGGGAUGAUGGGAACUGAAGUCCAGCAGCAUCUGGAGACAGUUCCCUAUCCCUGAGCUGGAGGCUCCACCCCUUCCUGGUCCUUAGCCAGGCCCUGAUCUGGGCAGCAGUUUACACAAGCUUCCCCGUCUUCCCGACUAGAUACAUGUGCAGCUAGCUGGGCACUUUGCUGGUAGCCCUGAAGCUCCUGCUUGGCAUGCCAUCUUCUCUGCUCCUGUGGCCCUAAGGUGAUGGGGAGGGGUCCAAGAGCUGGCCAGGCAACCAGUGUGGAGACCUUCUGUCCUAUGGCUGGAAUAUAUGGCCCCAAAAGCAUCCCUGAGUCACUUGAUGGUAUGGUCUUCUGCUGGCGGUGUCCUGCUCCUCUUCCAAGGAGGCCCCAGGUUGCAGGUCUGGGCAAGGCUGAACCUGUUCUGAGGUGAACUCUGCUGUCGUACCAGAUCAGGCUUGAGGCUGUGCUCGAGGAGAGCAAACUGAUGUUGCUUCAGCAUGACACAAACUUGCAACCAAGCCCUAUAUAGCAGCAGCCACAGAUGCCUAUUUGUUAGCCCCGGCCACACUGGAAGGCGUUGCUUUAAUUAAAGGGGCCCAUGUCAUGGUUUUUGGUAUUGCAGCAGAGUGUAGAAGUAACUGGCCUGUUAAGACUGGUAGUUGAAAGAAUAAAGAAACGUAAGGUUUAUUACUACAAAGAGGUAAACUCAUACAAGCUGAAGCAGCCCUGGGCUCCUGCUGGGAGGAAGGGCAGGAUAUAAAUCGAAUAACAAAUAAAUAAAUAAAAUAAGCAGCCAUGUGGCUUCCACUCAGGGAGCCAUCCCUAACUAACUGAGAACAAAGACAGAAAGAGAAGGGAGGGAGGGGAGGAGCAAAGCCUGCAAAACACUUUAGAGGAGGAAUCACCAGAGGGAAGAAUAAAUUGCCUUUCUGUCACCCACCCCCACCCCCACUGGUUCAUGUAACAUGCUUUGGUGCUUUACUCCCAACAGUCCAGACCUCUUCAGUAGUCUCCUAUAGUGAUGGAAUGUGGAAGCCUCUGGUUUCACUGGGUCCUCUGCACAGGAGUCUGAGGAUGGCAGGGCCACAUGCUCAAGCCGGAAGAGUACUGGCCCCACAAGCUCAUCCAGUAGCAGCACUUCAGGAGGUGGCCCUGCAUGCCUUUCCCCUUCCAGUUCAGAGUCCUCAACUCCAUCACCUGAAGAAGAGGAAUGUGACUCCUGGUCCUGGACACCACCUUGACAAUGACCUGCCCAGCAGGGCUCCUGCUGUUGGGGGUGGAGGCAGCCCCUCCUUCCUGUCCCUACCAUCAAAGGGCUAAAUUGAGAACCCUCUUAGCCCUGAAAGGAGAGGAGAUUGGGCUUUAAAACUUUUCUCUGUAGCUGGUUUUUUUUUUUUUACUGUUUCCUAAUACAGGGUGGUUGUUUUUAAAUGCAGAUUUUAAAAAUAGUUUUAUGUAAAUUGCUUUGGGAGCUUUAUCUGAAAAGCUCCAAAAGAAUACCUUAAAUAAAUAAAUGUGAGACCCACACCCACACACCACUCCAUGAUGAAGGAAAACAUGCAGUCUGUUGAGAAAGGUUUUCAUUAUAUUUUUCUUUUUAGAAAUGUGAUGGAAUGUGUUAGGGUGAGAAGCCCAAAGUAGAUAGUAUGGUCUAUGCUAAAAUAUUCUUUUCUUUUUGCUUCCCUAAUUCUUACUAUAUGGAUAUUGUGGCUCAAAGCCCCUUGCGUUCCCCAUCCCCAGUGAGUUUUUGUGUUUCCUCCAAAAUACUUGGAGUUUUUCUGUGUU
Rhineura floridana is the source of this 4028-nucleotide messenger RNA. Its product is annotated as zinc finger protein OZF-like. Gene Ontology annotation, biological process: regulation of immune system process; negative regulation of transcription by RNA polymerase II; regulation of cytokine production. The coding region runs from base 211 to 1809 and encodes 532 amino acids. NCBI's taxonomy places the organism in Eukaryota, Metazoa, Chordata, Lepidosauria, Squamata, Rhineuridae. The transcript has 2 exons. The record is from RefSeq and is a predicted model, not a curated record.